GUCACAUGAGGAAGGUCAGUAAGAGACCUGCAGCAGCGCUUGGAGUUCAGGCGAAACUCCAUACAGAAAUCUGCAGAUGUCUCUGUUCUUACCUGUGUACUCAUGCUUUUCAUUAACUCAAGUCUUUAACUUAUCAAUUCGUGUGUUCUGAUGAAUUCGGCCUGAUAACUGACAACCACUGACUGAUCUGUAUGAGUUUACUUCUGUAUUGAAGAUUAGCUUAGUAGUGCAGCGCCUCAGUUACUUGCAGCCGGCUCUGCUCAGGAGGACUCGUCAGGGGCCAGCGGGGUACUGUGCUUCAGUUGGAUGUGGUGCAGGGGUGUGUUGUGGUGUGUUUCUGGGAACUGGAUUUGGGAAGGAGGGUUAUCAGCAGCUGAUAAGAGCCACAUUUAAAGGGUUCGAUAACGAUCGGACUACCUGACUUCACACCGGACACUGCAGAGACAGAAACAGAACUUUCAGAGGAUAUAACCAAUCAUGCUCCUUCUCCCGCUGCUCUUUGCCUGCUUUGCUGAGCUCUUCUUUGCUGGGACAGUAUCUUGCAUGCCCGCAGGUCUACAGGGGCCACACAUCGCCCACGGCUGGGGGCAGGUGGUCCGACUCAGGCACCUGUACGCCGCCAGACAGGGACUUCACCUGCUGAUUGGUGUAGACGGACAGAUCCAUGGUUCAGCGGACCAAACCCUAUACAGUAAGUGUAGCAGUACUGUUUGCAGACUGUUAUGAUCUGAGGAGGGACAGAGGAUCAUGAUGUCUGUUCUUCAGGUCUGCUAGAGAUCCGGCCAGUGGAUCCGGGCUGCGUGGUCAUGAGAGGAGUAGCCACGGAUCGAUUUCUCUGCAUCGAAAGAGACGGGAGUCUCUACUCAUCGGUAAGAGUUUAUUCAUUAUUUAUCUGGGGGGAAAAGGCUUCAAACUGUUGAGUUACAAAGUUGACAAGGGAAAAAAACACGUGUGUUAUCGAAACAUAGAAAGAAGAGGUUGGUUUUGGUGACAGAGAGAGAACUUGUGGUUCAGGCAUCACAGAAAAACGCAAAAUCAGUCCAAACUCACCAAAUUGGUACUCGUUGAUAUAGUCAGUUUUUGCUUUUUAAUAUAUGCAACAAAGAUUAAACGUUUCUCAAAUGGAGGGGAUGUACUUGAUUUUGCAAUCAUCAUGUAAAGUGUGACACCCACUCAGAUUAAGCAGAUUUUAGAGGAGUCAGCAGAGUCAAGUAUAAAAAUGUGAAAGCAAAGUUAAAAUCUGUCAUUUCAAAGAUCAGUAACUCAACAUCUUAUAGUUACGUAGAAUUUUGGUUUCAAUUUUGAGUUAGUAAUUUUAUAUUCAAAGUCUUUUCUUUCUAGAAAACAUCUGUAUUUAGAACCUGUCACAUUUUCAUGUGAGCACCUUGUCCCCCUGUUCUUGCUAAACUCAUGACUCCUGAUCUUACUUCAUCCUGUCACUUUUUCUGAAUAAGUGUCUCCCAUCCCAUCUCUUUACAUUUUAACCAAUCAAAUGUCCAGAGCCUCUUACUAGAUCUAUGGUUACUUCCAAGUGCCCCUGUUAGCCCUGUUUAUUUUCCUUUACUCUUGACAAUGUAGUGUGUUUUUCUCUGAAAAUGUCCUUGUCUCUGCUGUAAAGCUCACUCUGACAUAAGAAACUAGCUGUUGCAUUUUUUUCAAGGAGUCUGAAGCAUAAAUAGCCCAUAAAUGCAUUGUUGGCUAAAUUAAAUCAAACCAAAGUCAUAAUAAGAUGAGCUAUUGCAUUUUCCACGUUGCCUCUUGUUCGGCUAUGCUUUUCGGCUUUGUCUGAGAAGUGCUCAGUCAUACCUGUCUGAAUCCACAUUGGUUCUGAAAAAGAGACUGGAGAUGCAACACGAAGCUCCAGCAUCUUUACAUGUAUGCAUACAUGUUCAAUUCUAGAGUCUGGUUGAACACAUCCAAGCUCUUUGAUUCUCACCUUCUCUUGCAAAGAUUUCUUAAAUAGCAUUCUUUUCAGCCACUUCAGCCACUCACACAGUUGAUGAAGACUUUGUGAGAAGCUUCACACUUCAUGUCUGUAUGAAAAGGAUGUAGCUCCCUGUCCUAGUAAUUCCACCUUAAGUAACUCCUGUCUUUUGUAAAUGUACAGAUGUGCAUGUACAUCUUACAACAACAGUCAACUGAGAACUUAGAGUACAAAUACGUGCACACUGAACCAGAAACACGUGAGGAAUUAGAAAUGUCCGACAUGUUAAAUAUGUUUAAUCAACAGUUUUUAAUACAGUUUAUUCAUUUACCCACUGGAUAGAUAUUUGCUUUGGAUCAAAAAAUUGUGUAUUUCUAACUAACUUUUUAACAUCUGUUUGCUUGUCAUCUGCUAAUCUUCUUGUAGAGUGGUAGGCAGCACUUUAGUGCCCUCUGUUGACUAUCCACUGGUGCUGCAACUAAGAUCUCCUCACACUCUGAAUGAGUUGAUCAGAGCAGAUGAAAGUGUCAGAGUGCAGUACAGGCACUCCCUCCGAGUAUCUCCUGUCAGCAUGCAAGCAUCAGCAUUUUUAACUAGAGGAAAAAUGCAUCACAGAAAACUGAAUUUCACAGGAGAUAAAAGUUUGAUCAUUUACAAAUUGACAACUACUUUAAAUUUUGAUUUUAAAAUACUAAUUUACAUAAGAAAAGAUUGAUGGAUUAGUUUCAUCAGUGUUGAAUCUAUCACUUUGUCUGACUCAUACCUCCUUCCCAAGGUUUAAGACUCUAAAAAUGACAACAUUGGAGUUGUCAGUCUCUACGUAUGUGUAUGUACAGUGCCUUGAAAAGUAAUCAUACCCCUUGAACUUUUUCACAUUUUGUCACUUUACAACCACAAACUUAAAUUCUGCCUUCACAGAACAGGUGUUUUUAUGCUGAUACUAAAUUACACACAGGUGGACUCUAUUAACUAAUUCGCUGACUUCUGAAGGCAAUUGAUUACACUGCAUUUUAUUUAGGGGUAUGAGAGUACAGGGGGCUGAACACAAAUGCACACCAAACUUUUCAGAUUUUUAUUUGUUUAAAUUUAUGAAAACCCUGUAUCAUUUUUGUUCGGCUUCACAAUUAUGUGCUACUUUGUGUUGGUCUAUGAAAAAAAAAAAUCUCAAUAAAAUACUUUAAAGUUUGUGGUUGUAGAGUGACAGAAUGUGAAAAAGAAGGAGACAUCAGUUUUAAUCUCAGUUAGUUUCAUACUAGAUAGAAACAUGGAGCUCUAAAGGACCUCAUUACAUGUUUAUUUAUUUAAUUUUGACUCGUUCAUGUUUACCCCUUUGUCAUUAUUUCACAUGGCAAAUAGACCUUCAGACAUAUUGAAUAAUCUGUAAAACGUAAGAUUUGGUUCAUGCAGAAGUAAAUAAAUUCUCCAAUUUAAAGUUUAGUAGCAAUUUUUCAAAACUUUCCAAGGUGUUUUUGACGAAGUGUGUCACAGCUGUUUUCAUCCCUGUCUUGGUAAACAUUCAUUGAUAAAUCCAGUGUCAGAGUAAAAGUAGGACUUUGCUUUGGGACUGAAGGUUAAAAUUCUGCAUGGAGCAAGAGGAAAAGUAUAAAGUAAUGACUGUCAGGAAAAGUGCAAAAUUACUAAUUAUUGAGCAAGACCCCCAACCCCCGACUGCUGGAGGUGCUGCUCCGUGCAGCUACAGCAGCAAACACCUUCUCUAUAAGUGGCUUUCUCCCAUAAUGCAUUUGGGAAUCAAAGUUUUUGAACACUUUGAGGGGAGGGGUUGAGAGAAUCUUGCAGAUGAUCUGUGUUAGCCUGAGCUUUCUAGUGUUUUUGUGUUUUUAACGAUCAGAAAACACUUGUUGCCCAUCAGGCUUUCAUUUAAACAGAUGCUGGUUCAUCAACCUUUGUCCGCGGUGCUGCAGCCGCGAUGUGUGUUUGCAAAGAGAAAAAGCUGAAUGAAAAGAGCCUCAGCAGCAAUAACAACCUUGGCCUCUGGCUGCGUCUCUGGAGCCAAAGCAAACAGCUGUCCAAGAACUGACAGCCCCGUUUACGCCUGUUUUUUUCCCUGCUGAAAGAGGCCUUCAGCAUGGAAACACCACCUAUACUGUUCAGAUAGAAAACACCAAUAUAGAUCUGGAGUCAUGUUGUCUUUAAACAACUGGACUGAUCAGGAAAGGCUGACAUUCUUGUGCUGUCAAUGUUUCUUCUAUUUAGUUAUAAGUUUCUGAUAAUAAACAUUUGAAACAUAAUAAAGACGUGAAAACAAAAUCUAUGUCAAUAACCAAAAGAGAUAUCUUGUUGAGCUUGAACAUAGUUUGGUGAAUUCUGCUCUUGGUAUUUAUUCUCAUACUCACCAUCACAUCUCCAACUCCUCGGUCGGGGUACCUCUGGAUGAGGACUUGUUUUUUUUAAUCAUGAUGGGAAACCAAAUGACUGUUAUUGUAUUUUUUGUUUGAAACCAUAUACAGCAAAUUCAUUUUACCAUUUGAAUCAAAUAAACCAAAAUAAAAGCAGUGUUGGCCUACUGCAGACCUCCUGAAGUAUUAACUUUGCUUUUGACCUUACCCUUAUUCACAGAUUUUGUGCUUGAAACAUGCAACUCUCUAUGCUGGCAUAUUGAAGUAAAUACGAACUGGCCAUGUGGCAUAGUUUUGGGUCCUUUUUGGCGGUUUUGGGUCUGAGAAUUUUCUGCGAAUCACCUCAAAUGUGUAUUCUAAGUGUGUAGAGUGAUUUUUGUUCACAACUUCAAAUAUGAUUCAUAUUUGUGUACAAUACGAGGGUAAAAAAGCAUAAACAAGAAUGUUGGAACUGUCAGCCUGAUCUGAAGGUAAAGGGAUAUUCUCGGUGUAGUCGCUGAUCGACUCGUCAGGGCUCUUUCACAAACAAGCGGCUGCUGGGGGAGAGUGGGUGAGUUGUGUUUGGUCUCUUUGCUAAAGAAAUCAGGCAAAGCAAAAAAGAUGUUUGGUGUCUAGUACUAUGGCUGGGACCCUAUAUGUACUGUUGAUGAAGUUAGGUGCUGUUCUGAGCAUUAUUUGUUGCUAUAGAGUGGCUCUUUGGUUGAGGUUUACACAUAGAGACAUAGACUGCUGUGUGUUGCUAUUUUGCGGUCAUUGCUGAAGUUGGUGUCACUAGAGAAGCAAGCAGUCGGCUACAUUCAUGGGGUGUCAGGGGGGUGUCUAACUCGGUGUUACGAUGUGUUUGACCAUACUCAUAUUUAUGCCAGAAUAUUCCUUGAAGGUAACUCAUAACGUCUGUUCUAGUUCGUGGACUUGAGAAACUCGUAGCUGAUCGUAUCAACUUAAACAGACAAACCAGACUGUACAAGAAGGACUUCACAUAUACUGGAGCAGAUAACUAAAGACUAUCGAGUCAGUUAACAACAGUUAUACUAGACUUACUUUGGCUCAUCGUGGAUUAUGUAGAAAGGAUGGGAAUUGCAGGUGAUAAGAUACUGAUAUUGAUAUGAUGUGAUACAACAGAUACAAUAUGACAUAAUACAAUAUAAUAAGAUCAGUGAUGAUACAGUACAAUUCAACUCUAUUUCACAGUAGCACUUGCAGCAAUGUCAGUAGUGCCGGGUCUUUUUUUUUUCGUCAAAAGGUCAAACCCCAAAUAUGGUGUCACGCUAAUCUCAUGAAUUGAGGAUUUGUAGCACUUUCAGGUUCUAACGCGUGAACGUUUUCUCCCGUUUUUACAGACCAUCUACAGCAGAGACGACUGCACCUUCAGAGAACAGAUCCUUCCUGAUGGGUACAACAUCUAUGUCUCAGACAGACAUGGAGCUCUGCUCAGUCUGGGGAACCACCGGCAGAGGCAGCAGGGUCGAGACCGAGGCGUUCCGUCUCUGGCUCAGUUUCUCCCCAGGAUUAGCACUCUGGACCAGACCUCACGUCCAGGACCAGACAUCCCUGAGCAGCAGGGACAGAGUGUGGACCUAGCAGAGGAGCCUAUGGACACCAUGGAUGUGUUUGGGAAGCUGUCUCAGAUCAUCCACAGUCCCAGUUUUCAUAAGAGAUGAGAGAGACGCUCCCACACACACCUGGAAAUGGAUGUGGCCCAGGGUGAAACCAAACACUCAUGCUGCACGCCGUCGAACCAGGAGAUGGUGAAGGAGACACGCUGAAACUCCCUGUGAGUACAGGAUACUCCUGCAGAGUCUUGCAGAGUCCUGACGAGGGGAGAGCUACCUGUGAUCGGUUGAAUAUUGGUGACACCGUCAAAGUUUACUGAACAAAAACAGAGUGUGCUAGAUCAUCAUCCCAGCCAACAGAAUACUCAGGACAUUCAAGAUGGGACGGAUAUCUAGAUAUUCAGGGAAUAAGAGGAGCCGACUGAACCGGGGAUGACAUGAACAAUGAGAAACUGUGAAAAUGAAGACAAUGAAGACAAAUACUGUUUGCAGCAGUCUGUGAACUCAGCUUACUGCUCUAGCUAAAGUGCAUUAAAGCUGCAUUCUUCCUUUGUCCAGCACGGUUGUAAAAUCAGUCCCAUUGUAUAGAAGUCUAUGAGGAAAAUGGUCCACUUAUUAAAUUUAUUGUCUCACUGAACAUUUUCCUAACAACGUUUUGAUCUCAAUCUUUAGUUUCAAGUCUUCUUUAGUACAGCAUGGUGGCCAGUUUGUAAAUCAUGGUGCCAUUUGGAGACAUAGAGACCAAGAAGCUGGGUAGGAUUUAAACAGAGUACACCUGGGAUUGAUGAGUGACUGCUAAAGCGACCUGUGAAAUGACUCUGUGUGUUGUCAGACUUGAGACACUCUCUGCACAAAGUGCAUUCAGUUUGAAGCAUGUUAAGGUCGUACAAAACAGAAAGUGUGCCUGCACCUUACUAACUUUACUAUCAGUGGUGACAAACUUUAACCUUGUUAACUUUGCACAAGACUUCAUGAAGAGUCCCCCCUGUAUGAGAUGCAGCUGUUGACUUCUUAUUGUAGAUAGUGUGUUAGUUUAUGUUCCAUCAGAGUUAUGUGGCAGAUAUGGUCAACUCCAUUCUUCAUAAAUAAUCACACUGUUUUUGUAUCAGAUGUUUCAAAUGUUAGUUCUUCACAAUGCUAAGAUCAUGUGAAUAAAGCACCUGCAGCUGUGUAAACCAGCUGGGCAUACUGUCCUCAUGAUCUGCACGCAGCAAUAACGGUGGCUAUGCAAGAUGGUCCCACACAAACAGCCCUGAACUGGAUUGGUCUAUGGUGAACAGGUUGUUUCAGAAGCCCAGCAAGAUCUCUCUGGUCCGAUUGAUGGCUUAGAGGGUCUUCAUGGCAGCAGUUUAAUCUGACCCGCCUGCUUUUGGGUAAAAUUAACAUGAACCCGAACAUCAUUCAGGCUUAAGUCUAGUCAUUGUUUUUGAACUAAUGCAUAAAUAACUACACAACCCAUAAGGUCCUUUGCUUCUAAUUUAAACUGACUUUUGGUCACUCAUUCAGUCCUCUACCACUUGUCUGCACCAUUCUUUUUCAGUUUGGCAGACAUCUUAAUUCAACUCUUUCUUUGUUGUACCUUCCCUCACCAUUUCUAGACUAUGUCCUCCUCUCUGCUUUUGUGGAUUUGGAUGAGAGCAUUAAGCUGGAGAGCACCCAUAGCCCCGCCCUGUUAUCCAAGUGUGGUCAUCUCCAGCUCCAGGAAAAAAAAGCAGUGGAAAAGCUAACUUUAGGCCUUUAAAUGUUACUCCAAAAAUAAUGACCAAGCUCACAAUGUGGUGUAACCUGAAGGAAGACGUUUUCUUACCUGCCCUCACAGUAUGUGAAUCAUGUUUUCAUCCCCAACAGUCUCAGUUUUUAGUCAGUCAGCGUUUUGAAAGGACUCUGGCCCUGUAGACGUGUAGUAGUUGUAUUUAUUUGGUUAUUUAAAUGAACAUGUUGUAUGCUGAAUGAAUGCACGUCUGUAUUUUACUUCAUGUGUUAAUGUUCGCUGUUUCCUGUAAAUAUACGUGUGAUAUAAAAUGUGCUUUUGGAAUAAAUUAACAGAACAAACCUUAAAUCUAUCUGUGUUAUGUCCAAAGCAUUUGCAGAAAAUAUGUAUUGAAAGAAUAAAUACUAUAUGUCAAAUUAAAAACAUUUCUUUUAUAAAA
This is a messenger RNA of Xyrichtys novacula (pearly razorfish), 7984 nucleotides long. The record is from the annotation of a GenBank genome assembly. Lineage: Eukaryota; Metazoa; Chordata; Actinopteri; Labriformes; Labridae.